Molecule: messenger RNA, 2760 nt
Organism: Toxotes jaculatrix (banded archerfish)
Lineage: Eukaryota; Metazoa; Chordata; Actinopteri; Toxotidae
Product: interleukin-13 receptor subunit alpha-1-like
Exons: 10
Coding region: 224-1420 (398 amino acids)
Source: RefSeq, a predicted model, not a curated record
CGUAACCGAUCCCAUUCUGAAGGUGUGUUUGGAUCGCGUUCAUGUCUGUCCAGCAUGUUUUUUUUUCCCUUUCUCUUUUGAUGCUGGACACUGUGUCGCCUGUAUUUCUUUGCUCCGUACAAUAACAUUAAGUGUUACACGUGUUUUUAAUUAAGAAAUCAAGGGACUCGACGCAUUUGAGCCGGUCCCCUGUGGAAUAAUCGCUCAGACGCUUGAGGACAUCAUGACUUUCACUCGGGAAUUUUUUACAUUCUUAACAAGCACCACCGUGAUAAUGGUUUUGCAUUGUAAUGCAGCGCGCCUUCCUCAGCCCACAAAUUUGUCAUAUGAGUGGCUCGACCCGUUUACUGUUAACGUGUCCUGGUGGAAGCCCAGCAAUCUGCCACAGAACUGUGAAAUCAAAUAUAAACAUUUUCUGGUGAAGAACGGAUCACACAAAGAACACAAUUUAAAGCGCACAAUUUGGAGGAAUUUCACAGAGAAUUGUCUCACGGAAGAAAUGGACACUGAUCAAUGGACGUACAGCAUUCAAACCUAUGUUGAGGACACCUGUAAAGGUUGGAAUAGCAGCAAACCUGUGUACAUAACCAUUGACAGCCCAAAGCCACGAGCCGUAGUUGUGAACGACUUCAAGUGUAUCAUUCACCCCAAAUCAAUGGACUGUUCCUGGAUCCCAGUAGACCCGUCUCUUGCUCUGAUGCUCUCCUUCAGGGAUUAUGGAUCUACUGCAGAGCUCAUUAAAGCAGGGUUGAAAGAGUGUGACAAGUAUUACAGCGCUGGAAAAAGGAAUGGGUGUCACCUGAACACAACAGAUGACAUCUGCUUUCUUGCGAACACCAGCAUCGGACAGAGCACCUUUAAACUAUCAUCAUUUGAAAUACCUACACCAAAGCUGAACAUCAGGGAAGACAAAGAUCACCUCAUCCUGAACUGGGCAGCUCCAGAGGUUGGAACAGGUUGUAAAUGGAUAUACGAGUUGUGCUAUACACAGUGCGAUCAGUCCAAAAAGUGCCAGAACUACUCUUGGGAAAAGACGGAUAAUAUGGAGAAUGUGCCGCCUUAUCCCAUUGUCUACAACGAAAACUGCCGUUACGAGUUCAAAUACAGAGUUGUGGGUGGAUCUAAUUGCAUAGAAGUAGCCAGCGAGUGGAGUGACGUUCAGACAUAUGGUACUAAUAAGGUGUCCUCCUGGACCGUGGUUGCCAUUGUCAUCCCCAUCAUUCUGUGUGUCUGCGUCGUCCUGUCCUGCUACUGCUUCAGGAAGCACAGUGACAUAAUUUGCCCCAUCAUACCUGACCCUUCAACAAUAUUCAAGGAAAUGAUAAACGGAAACAGAGACCCUAGGUGCAUGCCAGGAAAUCUGUACACACCGGCGGAAGAAUCCUUUGAAACCUGCAAUAUUCUCCUGCAGAAAUCUUGACAGGGACGUGUGCACAGCCGGCAGUACAGCUGGACUUCCACUCUGGGUGAAUUCAUCAGCAACAUUUUGAGAGUAACUUGACACCAGGAUGAAAAGCUCUGUUUCGCUGACCUCUUCUGGUUGAAAGCUUCAUGUCUGUUGCACGUCUGACACGUUGGGUAAGAAGUGCUCUCGGUUGUAUCUCUACUCCACUGACCUGUGAGUACAGUCCUGUAUCACUGCUGCCAGAUGAGAACUACAACUACUAGAGGGCAGCAAAUAUAAGAUUUUCAACUGCUAUUAAGUUACUCUGUUAUGGAUAGUGCGGAUGUGUGCUACUGGAGCGACGUCAUCGGCAGGAUACACAAACGCACUGAAUCCUUGGAGCUAUUUAAAAAAAAAUGCUUGUGCAGCCAUGGACCUGGAACUGCAAACAGGAUGACAGAGUGUGUCACGCCUGCAUUCUGCUGACAUCCUCCUGCUGAGCACCGAGGAGGAAGAUAAGGAUGGGGUCGGCCUGCGUGUUUGGUUGGAUAGAGUGGCGGACUGCGAGUGUGCCUGCAUUUACUGUGCGCUGUCCUACCAGUGCAAGGAGCCUGUGUAUCCCUGGAGGUCCUCUGCACAAAAUCUGAGAGAUCACAAGGGAAUGACAGGCAAAUGGCAGUAUGACUGCCAUCAUGGCUGCUAGACAAUAGGCAGGAAGCAAUAACCGAAGUGGUGGGAAAGAACUUACUUCUUUCCUUUGAGAGUGAUCUCAAGACUGUACUGUAAUGUAUCAGCUUCCAAAUGGGGAAAGAAGUUUGUUUUGUCUUAGCAUGGAUACAAACACUGUUUUAAAAGGACCUUAUAAGGACAUGAGGGUGUGAGUACAUGGCAUAUAACACAGAGGCCAGUGCCCUUGACUUACUGCUGGGAGUCAUCAUAUCCUAAAAAACAAACAAAAAAAACAAAAAAAAACAAACCAAAAGACUCGUCUCUUUGAAAUUUAAUGAAGAGUUUUGGCUUCAGUGGAAUUCUAAUAAUUUUCUUUCAAGAGUCAGUGUGAUACCUUGUAAAAAAUAUAAAUAUAUGACCUGUGGGGUUAACACCCUUUUUUUCUGGACAGAAUAACAGUGACAUACAUUCAGCUGCUGACUUGGUGUAAUCCUUUAUCCGCUUUCUUAUUCACCACACACCCAAAUCCAAAAUGCAUCAUCACCAUUAGUAAUACACACUUACUUCCUUGAACCGGGGCGGGUUGUUUUUUUUUAUUCUUAUUUUUUUAUUUGCUUUGUUGGAUUUACUAGUACUAAGACACUAGGACUAUUGUUGAGUGACUGCAACUUUUGCUGCUUUAAUGUAGAAUAAAGAAAGAGAACAUU